This is a messenger RNA of Apodemus sylvaticus (European woodmouse), 831 nucleotides long. It is a transcript of the gene Spc24, whose product is annotated as SPC24 component of NDC80 kinetochore complex. The coding region runs from base 70 to 756 and encodes 228 amino acids. The transcript is spliced from 5 exons. Lineage: Eukaryota; Metazoa; Chordata; Mammalia; Rodentia; Muridae. The record is from RefSeq and is a predicted model, not a curated record.
CGCUCCUUCCCAAGCGCUCUGUCCCCUCGCUGAUUGAGUCCUGCAGAAGACGGACGUAGGAACGAUCCAAUGAGACUUAUGCGCUCUGGGAAGGGGGCGGGGCCCUCGGUGAGACAAAUUUGCGCGGGUUCGGAGUCGGCGCGGUCAAUCAUGGCGGCUUUCCGUGACAUGGAGGAGCUGAGCUACGGGCUACUGAGCCUAAUGGGAGCCAACCGCGCCGAGGCGCAGGAGCGGCUUCUGCUCGGGCGUCACGAGCAGAUGGUGGAGCGGCUGCUGGAGAUGCAGGACAGCGCCGACCGGCAGCUUCGGGAGACGCUGGCUGUGGAGGAGGAAGUGGCUCAGAGCCUUCUAGAACUGAAGGAAUGUACGCGCGUGGGAGGCACCGAGCUCCAGCAGCUGGAAGCCAAGUUCCAGAAGGCCAGCAAGGAGGACGCCUGUCUGCAGGCCAGGCUGUGUCAGCUCACCACAGAGCUGCAGGAGCUCAAGGAGAUGGAGGAAGAUCUCCAGCGUCAGGAGAGAGACUUGGAUGAGGACACCACGGUCACCAUCCCCUCUGCAGUGUAUGUCGCCCAGCUCUACCACCAGAUUAGUAAAAUAGAAUGGGACUACGAGGGCGAGCCCGGAAUGGUCAAGGGCAUCCACCACGGCCCCGCGGUGGCCCAGCCCAUCCACCUGGACAGUGCGCAGUUCUCGCCCAAGUUCAUCAGCGACUACCUCUGGAGCCUGGUGGACACCGCCUGGAGGCCAGAGCCCUGACACAGACCUUGCGUGGAACUGGGUUGAGGGCCAAGGAGGGCGUCACUCUAGAAUUAAAUGUCCAUAUGUCACUGA